Cornus florida is the source of this 1789-nucleotide messenger RNA. Its product is annotated as cell number regulator 6-like. The transcript is spliced from 5 exons. NCBI's taxonomy places the organism in Eukaryota, Viridiplantae, Streptophyta, Magnoliopsida, Cornales, Cornaceae. The record is from RefSeq and is a predicted model, not a curated record. Bases 804 to 1601 code for a protein of 265 amino acids.
AAUGAAGAAAAAUCCUGAAAUCCAUUGAAGAAAGUUAUAUUAAGGAGAGGCUGGAAGGUUAAGGUUGAAGUCUCUCAUCGCCAAAGGCUUUCCUCGUGACAAUAUUCUUCAUUCCCAAGUUGAUGCAGAUUUAAAUGAUGUUCUUAAUUGUUGAGCGGCAUUGAAGAUAUUGAGCUUUAGUCUCAUAUUUUCAAAGGAGAUAUUCAUCACCCUGGUCCGGGACCGGCAAUUUAUAGAAGCAUUAGCCUUGACUAAAAGGACCGACCAAGGAUCACUGGUUUGAACACUUCUAUUUUGAAGAGCGAGUCACUUCGGUUCUCUUUCGACGCUUCAUUAGAGGAUACAAGAUCUUUUCUCCUACCCGAAAGGCCCAAAACUUCUAUCAACAGGCCUAAACUUCUAUUAACAACAAAUCUACUGAAAAACUCCAAUUUUUUUAAUUUUUAUUUUUAAUGCUAUUAGAUUUUUGAAAAAAAUCAAACUAAAAGAAAAAGAAAUACAAAUACUUAUACUAAAUACGGUAUGUUAUAGGCAAAAGAAGAUAAUGAUCUCAUCUUUUAGCAUGCAAAAGAAGAUAUUGAUCUAUCUUUUAGCAUACACCCACCGUACUUCCCAAAAAUAAAUAAAAAUAUAUAAUAUCAUUCAUCUAUUUUUAUGGACAGGAAUGUAAAAAUAUAAAAAGUCGAAAAGGAUAAAAUAGAAAAACAUUCUUAGAUUGAUACAGUAUUUAAAAGUGUAAUCAGGUCAAAUUAUGUUGUAUUAGUACUUUAGGUAUAUAAGUACGAUGCCGUUCCUCCGCUACAAUGACCAACAAUAACGAGGGCGUUGCACCAUUAACGACCUUCAGAAAGAAACCCCUCUCUAAAUUUGGAGAAGGUUUCUCCGUUUUAGCGAUGGCUGAAGGGACUUACGUGAAGCUCACCAAGGAACAAGCUCCAUUACAGAACAUCACACCUGGAGAGCUCAACCAACCCAUUGAUGUUGUACAGUUGCAUGCUCGUAGAUGCCAAGAAUGUGGGCAAACCCUACCUCCAACCUACGAACCCCCUUCUGAUGAAGAUUGGACGACAGGGAUUUUUGGUUGUCUUGAAGAUACCGACAGUUGCUGUACUGGACUGUUCUGCCCAUGUGUGUUGUUUGGAUAUAAUAUUGAAAGCUUGAAAGAGGAAAUCCCUUGGAACAACGCAUGUGUUUGUCACGCAGUAUGUGUUGAAGGUGGUAUGGCACUAGCUGCGGUAACAGCAGUUGUUCAUGGCAUUGAUCCACAUACAUCUGUUCUCAUUGGUGAGGGUUUGUUAUUUGCUUGGUGGAUGUGUGGCAUCUACAAUGGCAUGGCUCGGGAAUCAUUGCAGAGAAAAUAUCAUUUAAAGGACUCUCCCUGUGACCCGUGCAUGGUCCACUGCUGCCUGCACUGGUGCGCCUUGUGUCAGGAGCACAGGGAGAUGAAGGGACAUCUAACUGAUAGUUCUUCCACGACGACCACAAUAGUGGAUCCUCCGGCUGUUCAAGAGAUGACAGUUCAAGUGAUGAACCAGGAGUCUCUGGCACCUUCCACCGAUAAAGAUUCCGAAUCCAGUAAUUUGGAGAUUCAGCCUUUGUAGGAUCCGCCAUUUAUUCUGUACAUAAGUCAACUGAGUUUAUUCCUCUCUUUUUUCAUUUAUCUUUUUGGGUGGGUGGGUUAUACGGAACUGUUGGGCGUAUACUUGUACCAGAGUGCAAAUUUUAUUGUUUUUGAAAAAAAAAAUGUUACUCUAAUCCAAAUUGUCACAGAAUUUUAUCAGUUUGGGUC